AUGGCCCGAACCGACAUGCAAUACGCCCAUGAAUCGGCUUUUCCGGUCUCAAAAUCGCGACCUUCAGGCGAAUCUGGGUCGCUCAAGCGUCCUUCCAAACCUGCAAGAAGACCCGGUGUCGAGGGUGGACGCGCCGCGUCCUAUCAUAUCUUCCCGCCUCAAGAUCUCGACAGUUCGCAAGACCGGGUUCCCGCGUCUGAUGUAUUUGACAAUUCAUAUUCUCCUGUCAACCUCAGAAAGCGCGGCUCUAUGGCCUCGAGCUUGGCCGUGCGGGCUACUACAUCUACAGAGCAACCUUCGACCUCAGAAGCACAUCUGAUGAACUCCUCGGAACCAAACACAUCCUACGAAGGCGUUGACUCUCUGUUUAGCAAGAGCAAGCUAGCGAACCCCAAGGUUCAUAUUAAACCAAUUCUACGCAAAUUGUCUCGAGAUGAUCAACCAUCCAGCUCGAUCGACUUGUCUCGAUCUUCUACAGAACAAGAAGGGUUGGGCAUUUACAUGAACUUUGAGCGGGAUCGACGACACAGCGAAUCGGUGACAGGCGUCUCUUACAGGAGGACACCCUCCGUUUUCCACAAUCGAUCCACUAGUGGAACGUCUCAAUUUUCGACCGGCUCUGGCUCGAGUGUUGGUAAGCCGGGGACACAGUACGUGCAUCCCAUGCGACAAAUGCCGCGGGCUUACACCCCACCGCUGGGUCAGUCCUGCCAGGCAUCGAGCCAUGGCAGUGAAGAGCUGGAGGAAGAAUCGGCAGACGAAGACAAGCUUGAUCCUGUGGCUUUGCCAGAGAAACGUGCUCCCUCAGGCCCGGCUCCACCACGGCUAUCACUCCAGAUCCAAGACGACUCUUUCACACGUCUCCCAGGAAUUUCACAGACCAAUGUCGCCAGCCGGCCAUCCUUUGGAUACUCACGGGAUGAUACUGCAUCCCCGAUGUCCCGGACCUCGCUUGACUUUGUGUUCCGAUCCCGAACUCGAACAAGCACUGAUCCAAUUUCUCGCGCAGCUACAGUACAAGCUGCUCGUCAGGCGUUCGAGGAAAAAGAAGCCGCCAAGAACCGUCGACUUGAGAAACAACAGAUCAAAGCUGAGGAGAGACAUUCACGGCGCCGUUUGAAGCGCAACCCGUCGGAUGAUCUCACUUCUCCUGUUGCCCCGUCUACCGAGGAUGUCUCCGAAAAGCCACGUUAUUCUACUGUCCACGAGAGCAAUGAACCAUCGGCGUCCUGGAAAUCCCAAUCCAAGAGCACAUGGGUGCUUUUCAUGACAUGGUUACGAACUCGAGUUUUCAAAUUUCGACGCAAGGUCCGGAAGCUUCGUUAG
This is a messenger RNA of Penicillium nucicola, 1326 nucleotides long. RefSeq lists its product as uncharacterized. Bases 1 to 1326 code for a protein of 441 amino acids. The transcript has a single exon. The record is from RefSeq and is a predicted model, not a curated record. Lineage: Eukaryota; Fungi; Ascomycota; Eurotiomycetes; Eurotiales; Aspergillaceae.